CUCCACAGGUGAGAUUUAUCUUUUGGAGAGAAGUGAAUGCAUGGCAGCAGUCGACAUAAAGUCUGCAGACACACAGCUACCUGCCAGACGGAUCCUGUCCACUGUCUGGAACCUACCUGAGGCUAAGAUGCGGUUCAUAAUUGCGCUGUUACUUGUGCACCUGCAUGGUCAAACGGAAGCAGCGCAGUGCGCAUGCGCCACUGAGGGACUGAACGUGCGCAGUGCGGCAGGAACGUCACACGGCAUCGUCCACGUCAUGCAGAUCGGCGAGUGCGCCACCUACCUGGGCCAGUCCAGCCAGGCGGACGGAUACACCUGGCUGCACCUGAGUGUUGCUGGGCAGACCGGAUGGGCGGCGUCUAACUGGCUGCACGUGGGAGACUGCGGUACCAGCUCCGUGCAGCUGUCCGGGUGUCCACACAUCGUCACACGCGCUGAGUGGGGUGCACGUGCACCCAAAAAUCACAUCGGCAACAUGGCGGCCUUGCCCAUCUACGUCUUCGUCCAUCAUGGCGACGGCGGCGAAUGUUUUGACCGGGCCUCCUGUAUCGCAAAAGUGAAAGCAUAUCAGAACUAUCACAUGGACACGCAUGGCUGGCCCGACAUCGGCUACAACUUUGUUGUCGGUGAGGACGGCAACGCCUACGAGGCCCGCGGGUGGUCAGAGAUCGGGGCCCACACCCUGGGCUACAACAACAACGGCAUUGCGAUCUGUGUCAUCGGCAACUUCAACAACCACGUGCCCAACGAUGCGGCGCUGGCCACGGUGAAGCAGCUGAUCCAGUGCGGCCUGGCCAACGGCAAGAUCAACCCUAACUACACCCUCAAGGGGCACCGUGACGUGGGCAGCACUGACUGCCCGGGCACUGCCCUCUACAACCUCAUCCACACCUGGCCCCACUACGCCAGUGGCACGGCGCUGUACGGCUGACCGCGAGGCCUGGCCCACCACGUGACACGUGACAUUGUUUCAGCGUCAUCACGUCGUCACGUCGUCACCACGUUGUCUUUACCUUGUCGUUACGGCGUUGCCACGUUUCAUGCAAACCUUGGACUUGCAAUGAUUGACAAACGCUGUCACUAGAGUGAAAUACAACUGAUGUCGCACUG
Pomacea canaliculata is the source of this 1110-nucleotide messenger RNA. Its product is annotated as peptidoglycan-recognition protein SC2-like. Gene Ontology annotation, biological process: peptidoglycan catabolic process. Gene Ontology annotation, molecular function: N-acetylmuramoyl-L-alanine amidase activity; zinc ion binding. The record is from RefSeq and is a predicted model, not a curated record. NCBI's taxonomy places the organism in Eukaryota, Metazoa, Mollusca, Gastropoda, Architaenioglossa, Ampullariidae. The transcript is spliced from 6 exons. The coding region runs from base 41 to 931 and encodes 296 amino acids.